AUGCUAAUUAACCUUCGACCGAAUAAUAAACCAUCUCCAACUGAAAAUGAUCGACGAUCACAGAGUUCAGUACCUAGCCGAAUCUCCAGAUAUUCUGAAUAUCCACAAGUCCGACCAACAAAUCCUUUAUAUUCGAGUCAAUCAACAAUCAAAACACCCACAGUUAAAUCUAGAAGUUCAGCAACGCUAGUAGAUCGUCGUCAAAAAUUUGAUCCCCAAGCACCACGGCGUCCAUCAGAUUGGCGAUGGUUGGCUAUCCUAUGUAUCUUUCUCUUCUUCCCGCUUGGUUUAUUUGCAUUUGCGUUUGCUCGUAAAGCACAAGAAAAAUUUCGAUGUGGGUUUAUCACCGAUGCACAUCAAUUCAAUAAACGUGCUUUAAUUCUCUGUAUCUUAUCGAUCCUAUCUGGAAUUGCCUUGAUUAUCGGUCUUCUGUUCGGCUUCGAUGCUUGGCCAAGAACAAACGGAUAA
Molecule: messenger RNA, 468 nt
Organism: Adineta ricciae
Lineage: Eukaryota; Metazoa; Rotifera; Eurotatoria; Adinetida; Adinetidae
Source: the annotation of a GenBank genome assembly